Molecule: messenger RNA, 790 nt
Organism: Glycine soja
Lineage: Eukaryota; Viridiplantae; Streptophyta; Magnoliopsida; Fabales; Fabaceae
Product: 60S ribosomal protein L6, mitochondrial-like
Exons: 2
Coding region: 175-483 (102 amino acids)
Biological process (GO): translation
Cellular component (GO): ribosome
Molecular function (GO): rRNA binding; structural constituent of ribosome
Source: RefSeq, a predicted model, not a curated record
UUCUAGUAAGUAGGAAGAGAAAAAGGGCCCUGUGACUAUCAACCCAGCCCAAUUAGUUUAUGUGUCUUCAGGCGAGAGUGCAGCGCCUCUACAGCUAGCGUCCGGUGGGGUGCGAUUCGUGAGCUGCACCUCUCUCUCUCGAUAAUCAGAGGCAACUUAUUUGCUUUGGAAUUGAUGGAGGCCAAAUUUUUUCGCUUUCUCAAGAUUGUGGGUGUUGGAUACAAAGCCAGAGCUGAAGCUGCAGGGCGUCUAUUGUAUCUCAAAUUGGGAUACAGUCAUGAGGUGGAACUAGCCGUCCCUCCUGCUGUCCGAGUUUUCUGCUUCAAAAACAAUGUAAUUUGCUGUACUGGAAUAGACAAACAAAGGGUGCACCAGUUUGCUGCUACUGUUCGGACUUGUAAGCCACCUGAAGUUUACAAAGGCAAGGGCAUAAUGUAUGUUGAUGAAGUGAUCAAGAAAAAACAAGGAAAGAAAUCUAAAUAAUCAUAUAAUCUAAGUUGAUUUCAUGAAGUUUAGGACUCAGAUGUACAUUGGCUACAUCUUGCUGCUCAAUGAUUCACUCUAGGUCUCUCUCUAGCCUUCAAACAGUUUCAGUUUUGGAAUCCUUGAACAUAGCAUUAUGGUAAUCAUGUAUGCUUUGAAAUAACAAUAAUUUCUUGCUUCUGUAUGAUUGAUAUGUACCUUUUAGCGUUUAUCUUGCUUUUCUUGAGACAUUUUGUCUAAGGAUAUAAUAUUGUUUUGAAAGUCUCAUUUUCUUUUUGUUCCCUAAUAAUGGUUGGAAAAUUUGUUA